GAAAACAGGUGGAAUAAUGGAUAAGAAAGUCUGUAAGGCAGCUGUUGAGCCCAUGACAAUCUAUGUGUGGGACAUGGAUGAGACUCUUAUACUUCUGAAGUCCUUAUUAGAUGGAAAAUAUGCUGGGGUUUUUAAUGGUGUGAAGGAUGCAAGAAAGGGUGUUGAAAUUGGCAAGCAAUGGGAGAAACACAUUCUUAACAUUUGUGAUGAAUGCUUCUUCUACAAAGAGAUUGAAAAAAACAAUGAACCAUUUCUUGAUUCUUUGAUUGAAUAUGAUGAUGGACGGGACCUAUCUGAUUAUGACUUCAAGAAUGAUGGAUUUAGUUUUCCUUAUGAUGAUUCCAAUAAAAGAAAACUUGCUUAUCGACAUCGUUUGAUUGCAGAGAAGUACUCACAGGGUUUACCUAAGUUACUUGACCAACACUUGAUUAAACACUGGAAUGAUCUAUACAACUUGACUGAUUGCUAUACAGAUGGAUGGCUUUCUUCAGCACAUUCUCUCUUGGAACAAAGUAUGGGAAAAACUAACUCAGCAGAAACUGACAUUCAAACCGACUUGAAUCCAGCUGGCCCCAGUACUAACAAAGGCAAAAGUGUGAAUGUCCUCGUCACUUCAGGAUCGCUGGUUCCUAGUCUUGCCAAAUGUUUGCUUUACAGAUUGGAUGAUGUUAUCCCUGCUAAAAAUGUUUACAGCUCAUGGGAAGUAGGGAAGCUUCAGUGCUUUUCAUGGAUCAAGGAGCGGUUUAGGGGCCUGAAUGUCCGCUUCUGCGCCAUCGGAGACGGGCCAGAAGAAUGUGCAGCUGCAGAAACAAUGAGAUGGCCAUUUAUCAAAAUAGAACUGCGACCUAGUUGCCCUUAUAGGUUCCCAGGUCUUACUAUGAAAAUCGUUCAGAGUCGAAUCGAUGCAAUUUACGGCCUUCCUGAUGACGAAGUGGAGGAUAUUUUUGCUGUAGAAGAUGAAGUGGAAGACAUGACAGACUGAAGUGGCGGUGCAUUAAUUAUGCCAGAUCACUCCUUGCAGCCCGAGAGCUAGUAAAAAAUCUUGUGAUCCUUUCAGUUGUUAAUUCUCUUGAAGAAUCAGGCCAUCCGACUAUCCAUUGUCAUUGUCGACUUGAAUGAAUGAAUGAACGAACGGCAGAAUUACAAGCUUCUUCGUGCAGGAAUUGUGUUGGAGUGCUUC
Zingiber officinale is the source of this 1180-nucleotide messenger RNA. Its product is annotated as eyes absent homolog. Gene Ontology annotation, biological process: cell differentiation; multicellular organism development; positive regulation of DNA repair. Bases 17 to 982 code for a protein of 321 amino acids. NCBI's taxonomy places the organism in Eukaryota, Viridiplantae, Streptophyta, Magnoliopsida, Zingiberales, Zingiberaceae. Gene Ontology annotation, cellular component: nucleus. The record is from RefSeq and is a predicted model, not a curated record. The transcript is spliced from 5 exons. Gene Ontology annotation, molecular function: protein tyrosine phosphatase activity.